This is a messenger RNA of Dissoconium aciculare CBS 342.82, 1338 nucleotides long. RefSeq lists its product as uncharacterized. The record is from RefSeq and is a predicted model, not a curated record. The transcript has a single exon. Bases 384 to 1184 code for a protein of 266 amino acids. Lineage: Eukaryota; Fungi; Ascomycota; Dothideomycetes; Mycosphaerellales; Dissoconiaceae.
GCUUCUCUGCUUGUUUUAAAGAAAGUCGUUCUCAUUCAUUCUUCAGAUUUUGGGGGUACUUGAUUCGGUUCGUAUCGAAAUGUCCACCCUCAUCCUGCAUGGCCUCCUCUCAGUCUCCAAAGAGACGUCCAUGAAAGGAGGAGAGAAGAGGGGGUCCCAAAAGUACCUUAUCAAAACAAGUUCUUACACAUACGAAAAGAAAAAACAGUGCCUAACGCGAACCAGUCGCCGCGUCCAUUUCCUGCUCUCAUUCUUUCUCGAACUUACACUGGAGAUAUUUGAAGGCGUCGGAGAAAGAUGGGGAAGCUGACGAUCAAUCAAUAAGGUGGGUGGUAAACACAUCUCGGACACGUCGGGCACGUCGGGCAACGGGCGGACCGCUGAUGAUGAGGAGGAGGCCUGCCCACCCACAUAUUUUCCAAGGUUUCUCGUCUGUGUGUGCUGUACCCCAGACCGUUCCAUUCCACCCAACGCCCCACAGGACUCUUUUCGAAUGGCGCCGGGCGGCGGGCAAGCCAAGUCGGCCAGCCCGCCCGGCCGCCCUCAAAUUGAUGGGUGACCUGGGAAUGGUGAUGCCCUCUUCUCUCCGUCUCGCUUAUCACCAGCCCCCCGCUUGCUCGCCGACCCAUCAUCAUCAUCAUCAUCACUCACCCUCGCUUCGUCACCAUGUCUCGGCCUGGUGCUGCCUCCUCCGUCCCGCCGUUGCUGACCACACAAUAAUAACAAUAACAACAAUGACAAUAAUAGACAUGCAGCAAUAUCUCCACGCUCUCUCCCCAACACCACCAAAACUUUGCUCACCACACACGAACAACGACACGCGCACCACUCCAGAGGCAGGCCGAAGAUCGCAUCGACCCCAAACCGCCUUAAACCCAACUAAAAAUCCACGGGGAACCCUUAGUCGCAAAGAUCUGGAGAGAUCCCGACUCCCUUGCCAUCAUCAGUCUUCCCUCUUCCUGGAGACUUUCUCGCCUCUCUAUUCGACUCCUCUAUCGGCGCACGUGCUGGGCGGCACAAGACGACAGUAUUUCUCCGGAGACACACAGCACGCACUUCCGUUUCACACAAUCCUGCCAUCACCUCCCAACACUCGUCUGGUGGACGGGUUUCUGUUUUGGAUUCGUACACACCCGCCACGCGCGACCAGGCGCAUCAUCCCCGAAGAUCAACAAAAAACAUAGUGUUCGCCGGACUUUCCUGACCACAUCUUCUUCGGAUUUACCACAUUCCGGGGAGCGCUUGAACUCGUCUCCUUCUUUUUCACUUUUGGAUUUUCUUCUUCUCUAGCAUUUGCGACUAUCUUUUCCCUCGGGGACUCUUCCAAUAUUUCGCCAG